Molecule: messenger RNA, 3433 nt
Organism: Xyrauchen texanus (razorback sucker)
Lineage: Eukaryota; Metazoa; Chordata; Actinopteri; Cypriniformes; Catostomidae
Exons: 9
Coding region: 90-1253 (387 amino acids)
Biological process (GO): biosynthetic process
Molecular function (GO): strictosidine synthase activity
Source: RefSeq, a predicted model, not a curated record
GCGCAGAGUCCAGCGCGUCUUCCUUCAUGGCGUCCGCAAACACACGCUGAACUUAUACAACUAUCAGAAAAACACUGCAGGACAUAAACAUGGCUGAGAUGAGUUCGAUUAAGGCUGCACUGCUGGCAGUUGCAGUCGGUGUGUAUCUCAUCCCUUCACCCAUUGACCCUGAGCCUUACAUAUUUGAGGGACCCCCGCCAGCUCUGGAGGGCCCUUUGGCGGUGAACACACGGCUACAGAGAGGUCGACAACUGUUCUCUGAUCAGCUCAAAGGUCCGGAGUCCUUCACCGCAGACCAGAAUGGAAACAUCUACACAGGCACCGUCGAUGGGAAACUCUGGAGAAUCAACAAGGAAUCCCUCACGUUCAUCACUCAGAUGGGGCAGAACAUUCCUGAAUGCGGCACAAGUAUGGACUAUGAGCCGCUGUGUGGUCGUCCACAUGGCCUGCGAUUGGACCGUGAUGGGCAGAUUAUCGUGGCUGAUUCAUAUCUGGGUCUGUUCAAGGUUGACCCUUGGACUGGAGAAAAGACAUUGCUUCAUUCCAACAAAGAGGGAGCUGACGGGAUUCCCUUUGGCUUUCUGAAUGGCCUGGAGAUUUCCAAAAAUGGGACCGUGUUUUUCACAGACUCCAGUAGUAAAUGGGGGAGACGCCAUGUCCGAUAUGAGGUGUUGGAGACAAACCACCUUGGUCGCCUUCUAUCGUAUGAUCCUGAGACCGGUCGCAUUCGUACGUUGUUGGACUCUCUCUACAUGCCUAAUGGCAUUGCCUUCUCGCCCGAUGAAGACUUCCUGCUUCUAGCCGAGACCAGUAUUGGGCGGAUUAUUAAGUUCUGGUUGAAAGGACCUAAAGCGGGCACAAAGGAGAUUGUGCUGAGCAACAUGAUUGGUUACCCUGAUAAUAUUCGUGUCAGUGACCGUGGCACAUUUUUGGUGGGUAUAACCACUGUUAGAUUCCGUGGCCGACUUUUCCCACCAUUCCUGGAUCUGAUUGGUCCAUACCCCGCCUUCAAACGCUUCAUCGUGAAGCUCAUUCCUCUCAGCUGGUACAAUGUUCUGUUGCCCAAGUAUGGGCUGAUUCUGGAGCUGGGGCCUGAUGGAGAGGUGAUUGACAGCCUUCAUGACCCUUCAGGCAGCCUGACCUGGGCCAACAGUGAUGUCUUCCAGCAGGGGGAGCUCUAUUAUCUUGGCAGCACUGAUCUGCCAUUCCUUCCUGUGUUAGAGGAGUGGAGUGAUGGGCCCAGAAAAGUGUAAUGCACAGUUAUCUUUUCUAGAAUAUGAGAUGAUUUGCAUAACCAUGUACUGCAGUCUACUGAGGAGAGUAUGUGCUCUGUGGUGCUACGUUCAUGUAACUGUGAAUUAUUUGAUUCAGGUUUAGAGGAGCCAUUAUAGUUUGUCUAACACAAUGUUGUAACUGUACAAGUAGUUAAAAUGGGUUUGGUUUCCCAUUUUGUUUUGCAAGAUCAUCCAUGCACUGGCCUGCUUUCUCAUUUUGUAGCACCGUUGUUUUGUUUUUUACUGAAUAUUUUAUCUUGAUGUAAUGCAAGAAACAGAAGUGUCAUUGAGUUUGCACUGUUGACUUUCAAAUAUCUUUACUCAUGUUUCACACUAAUAAAUAAUUUGUAUGAAAAGAAAUGGACAAGAUUUGCACUGAGCCACCACUGGGGGCAGUGGUGGCUCAGUGGUUGAGGCUCAGGGUUACCAGACCAGAAGGUUGGGGGUUCAAGCCCCAGCACCACCAAGAUGCCACUGUUGGGCCCUUGAGCAAGGCACUUAACUCCAGGUUGCUCCAGGGGGAUUGUCCCUGUAAUAAGUGCACUGUAAGUCGCUUUGGAUAAAAGCAUCUGCCAAAAUGCAUAAAUGUAAAUGUAACUAGACUUUAUGGUAAGCAAUAUGCAUUUUUUCAACUAAAAUAAUUUCAGAAUCCUCUUAUCAAACAACCAAAAAUUACAAAAACAGUUUGAGAUACAAACACAUAUAAUGAAAGAAUGUCAGACAUAUGGUUAAAAAAACGGACACCUUGAAAUAUCGCAAUUAAGCAGUCGUCUCGUCAUGUCUUAAUAAUCAGUCUGAGUCUGUGAAGAAAAUCCAAGGUUAGGUAGCAGUCCAAAUGUAAAACUGUGCCUCACCGUUGAAGGUUUGCUGUGUUAUAAGCAUUCAUCUUUGUGGAAUGCCUGUGUAAAAUUAAGAGCAAGCCACCUCGACAAAACUUAGACAAGAAAAAAGACAAUUGUGAAACCUUAAACACAAUAUUAUACAGAUAUGAAAAUCUUUUCAACUUGGUACAAAUGAACCAACGUGACAAGAACUGAAAAAGUGAACAAAGUUCUUACACAGAAAAUUAACAAUUAAAAAUGUCCCUGUCCCAUAGUAUUAGCCACUGAAAUUAGUUUGCAAUUUGACUUGUCUCAAUUGUGCAGUUGUUUAUAUUCCUUUUGAGAGAUUGGAUAUUGGAAGUUACAUUGAGGUUUGUCCUUAAUUAUUGUCUUUAGACCAUUUGCCACCAUUAACAGAACACAAAUUAGAAAACCAACUUUCCAUCUUUGGCAUUGACCAAGUGACUAAUCUUAAAAGCAUGGCAGGGAUACUAAUUUGUGUUUUUUUUUAAACAAUCAAAGCAGCGAAUCAGAACAAUUAAAGGUCAACAAACAUUUAAAACGUUAUAUACGGUGUUAGUGUUUUUGUAACAGAAUAUGUAGGGUAAAGUGUUGUUGAAUCUUGAUUUAUACUGUAUAUCAAGACUGGAGUGAAGGCCAUCCUGACAGAAAGUGUUUGUUGCGUGCAGUACCCUGGGCGCACCCUGAUGACCUCAUCAGAAGAGAUGGCCAUCAAAAGCAAACCUAUGCUUCUCUGUACAUCUACACCUGCAUUAAACAGUCCAUUAUAGACUUUUCAACUAAAUUUAAAAAGUAAAACAAUUGAGGUACAUAAUUCACGAAACAACAAAAACAUCGUUUUGGGCAACACAUUUCUGACAUUUACAACCUCCCUGAAUAUCAUAAAUACAUUGUGUCCUAAGAACACUGAAACAUUACGGUAAAAAUCUGCCUUCAUAAUAUAAUUGACCUUUGCCCUAAUGUGUGCCUGUGAUUAUGAUUGCUUGGUUGUGAAAAGUGAAAAUAUAGAGUACAUUUAGAAGAGUACAAUCAGCAAAAAUGAUUAUAGUUUAUGCUGGUUUUGUACUAGUUUUUUUUAAGCAACAUACAAAACCUCUGCUAGAGAAAACACAUUGGUGCAGUUGGAAAUUUGACCCCAAAUGUUAUCGUAACUGAGAUAUAGCCUUUGUGACAACUAGCCGCAGUCUCCAUUAAAAUAAUAUUAAUUUCAACUGUCCAAAAAGUUUUUGUUUUUUUACCUCAUUAUCAUCGAAUUCACAAUACUGCAAGUUGGCAGCCUGUGAUACUGUGCGAACACAGGCGUACGUGUUGUUUUAC